UAAUUUGAGCUUUCUCUCUUCUCCCUCCUCUCCCCGCUCCGCCUCUGUCUCCACCUCUCCCUCAUCGAGGAGUUCCCAGCGGCUGGUCCACGCACCUGCUGCUGGUGGCCCCACCCUCCCUCAGUGAGCGUGUGCGAGGGAGCGGCGCAACAGGCUGCCACUGCCACUCCCGUCUCCCUAGCGACCGAGUGAGGGCAAAACUUGCACUCAUCUGUUCGGAGGCUGCCUUCCACCGCCGCUCCAUUCCCGCCCCUUCACCUUGUCGCGCCCUCACAGCCAGGUUGCUCAUACACAAGACGUGGUUCUCAGUGCUUACAGAGUUCACAUUAGGGAGUGACAAGCACCCGAUAAGGAGGACAAUAUAUAGUAAAGUUUGCCCUCGCACAAAUAUCAAAUGGACGAGAGAUUAGUUACUGAACGGUGCCUGAUAUCUAAUUCAUUAUAUUGCAGUUUUAUAAUCAUCGGUGUUAAUAACUGAGUGAACUACCUAACAAGUAUUUACACUAAGUAAAGAGAGAGGAACAUGAAGUGCGAAAUGCUAUAGGACAAGUGAGACUCGACUGCGAAGAAAAGUAAAGUGUAAGUCAAGGCAAAGUGCAUCCCCUCUGCCCCCUCACUCCUCCUGACCCUCACCCACGCGGGACAUGGGCGACGAAGUGUUGUGAACAGUGAGGAGGCUCCGGGAGGCGAGGAGCAGCAUGAGGCAGCGGGAGACGAGGCGACGGCAGCCCAGGCACCGCUGACACCUGUUCUGCCGCCACCUGACGCACGGGAAGCACAAGACGGCCGAAGGAAAGGACGCCUCGUACCAGGAGAACAAGGCCGGAGAGGAGGCGGAACCGACGGAGGCAGAAGGAGCAGCGGCAGCAGGAGAGCGACGCCCGGGAUGGCAGGCAGUGUGAACAUGCGCUGCGGGUGUGUGGCGGUGGCGUGCAUAGUGGUGUUGGUGGUGGUGUGCGUUGCCGUCCCUGGAAGCUCCUCGCGCCAGCCAAGCCUCGCCACUACUCCCCCAGCCUCGGCUCCCAACACUACCGGCCACCACCAGUACGCCAACGCAACGGAGGGGGUGAGACAUGGAGGUAAAGAAGAUGAUAGUCACGUUGGUGGAGGCGAGAAAAGUGAACCUCCACAGCAAAGUACGAAUGUAGUGAGAGCACCUGGAGGGGAGAACCUCAGUUUUACUCCUGCUCAAAUACUGGCGCUGAGGAAGCUGUUGAUGCCGCCCCCCGAGGAGAGAACGCCCAGCCCCACAGUGCAGACAAAGAAGGAUGGCUGGAAAAUAAGUGAGGAGGUCCGGUGGCAGUGCUUUUUGCAGUGGCUCAGAGCUCAUAGUUACAAAUCGAAAAAGGAUCAGAGGACUUGUAGUGCAGAGGAAAGAGAACAAAAUGCCCUUCUGGAAAGGAAAAGUGCUAAAGAGUGUAUGCCGCUACUGCUGCUGGUCGUUCCUGCCUUGUGUAACGGGACGCAGAGCUGCGUCAACCUGACGGAGGCGUCCAUGGAGGAGCUGCUGCACCGCUAUGUGGUGUGGGAGCGGAAAAAGAGACGACAGGCGGAGGCCGACGACGCCGUGAUCUACAUCGUGGUGGUGCUCGCCUUCUACUCCUUCGGGAUCGUUUUCAUGAUCGCUAACUUCGUGCGCCAGGAGCAGCGGGAGUUGGAGGAGACCAAUAUGUACAAGCAGUACGUGAAGGUGGCUCGUGACCGCUGGCUGACCACGCGGGGCAACAUGGCCAACAAGCUGGCCCUUCAGGCCCUCAACACCUUCAACGCCAUUCCACAGACAACGGAUGUCAACAAAGUUACAUUUGUGUAAGCCUGGAAGGAGUGAAGGCCGCUAUUCCUCACCCUCCCGAUUACAUGCGUAUACUCCCCGCUCGGUCACAGGAGCGCACGAGGAAUAACAACAUGGAGAAAAUCAUGAUGUUAAUUGUUCUACUUGGUAUUCAAAACUGAAAAUACGAAAGUUAACUUUUGAAUCAUUGACACGAUGAAACACUUACCGCAACUGGAGGAGUGAGGCGGAAGGGGGGCGUUGGCUCAAACAGGAGUUUUGUUGUAUUAAGUGAUGUUAGCAGCUGCAGGCAUUACCGUUGCCUCGCUCAUGUUUUGUGUAUUAUCAACACGCUGUAUACUUGACUCUCCAAACUCUUCCAAGUUUUCUAAGCUACAAUCAAUAUUGCCCUUUAAGGUACGAUGUAAUUAAUGCUCCCGGUUGUUUCCUUUCCCCACACUCACCUCUUCCUGUCCACUGUCCAGUUCGCCCUGCACUAGGGUCCGUUAGUCCUUUCCCCUGCUCUGCGAGUUCAUGUCAUAAGACGGGCGCGCUGCAGCGUAUUUCUCCGUCCUAAGCCGCUCCUUCCUUAGCGAUGGUGUUGUCAGUGUGCUUACUGGACUCUUUCCUCGAAGUGCACUGACUCAGGCACAACGCACUUGAAAACUAACCUGCACAGAACCAGCAUAUUUAUUGACUGCCAAGCCUGCAUAACGACGCGGCAGUGAACAUGUUCUUAAUCAAGACUUCGUUGUGCGUCCUGCCGGCCCCAACUCUGUGCCAUGUUCACUCAGCAGCAGUGUCUCAAACACGGUUUUCGAUGACCUUAUGAAACAAAAGAAACUAGGGACGUGUCUCUCCAUCAACACUGGCCUACAGGAUCAGACCUCUGUCGACGCUACGUAGGCAUCUCGGUGCUGUGGCGGGAGGUGCCCCGCGAGACACUAAUCAAUUGAGUCUGAGUCUUCACCAUGCUCCUUUUCCAAUGCUUUCGCCGCCUGCCUUUCUUCAACAGCCAUUUUUUACCCCAUAUAUGACCCGUAGGUUAGCCACAUACAUUUACAUAUUGUAU
This is a messenger RNA of Eriocheir sinensis (Chinese mitten crab), 2843 nucleotides long. RefSeq lists its product as uncharacterized. The record is from RefSeq and is a predicted model, not a curated record. NCBI's taxonomy places the organism in Eukaryota, Metazoa, Arthropoda, Malacostraca, Decapoda, Varunidae. Bases 887 to 1813 code for a protein of 308 amino acids. The transcript has 3 exons.